Messenger RNA from Lucilia cuprina (Australian sheep blowfly), 976 nucleotides. RefSeq names its product ADP-ribosylation factor-like protein 6 (gene Arl6). Gene Ontology annotation, molecular function: GTP binding; GTPase activity. Gene Ontology annotation, biological process: cilium assembly; vesicle-mediated transport; protein localization to cilium. Gene Ontology annotation, cellular component: cytoplasm; axoneme. The coding region runs from base 88 to 687 and encodes 199 amino acids. The record is from RefSeq and is a predicted model, not a curated record. The transcript has 3 exons. NCBI's taxonomy places the organism in Eukaryota, Metazoa, Arthropoda, Insecta, Diptera, Calliphoridae.
UGUUUUGUUUUAAUUUUUUUAAAACUAAAGACGUCGCUUUAAAACUCUAACAUUUUUUAGCAAAAUCAAUCUAAAACUCAUCAAACUAUGGGAAUGUUUGAUAAUUUUUUAAGUUUAUUGAAAAUUAAUAAAGAAAAGAUGACAGUGUUAGUGGUGGGUUUGAAUAACAGUGGAAAAUCCAGCAUUAUUAAUAGUUUUAAAAGGAAAAAUGAAGCCAAUGCAUAUAUAGCUGUACCGACCGUAGGUUUUACAAAUGAGGAAUUUUACAGUCAUGGGGUACAAUUUGCCGUAAUAGAUAUGUCUGGUGCCUGGAAAUAUAGAAAUCUAUGGCAACAUCAAUUCAAAAACUGUCAAGGUAUUAUUUAUGUUAUUGAUUCCAGUGACAACAUGAGAAUGGUGGUUGUUAAAGAAGAGCUUUAUAUCUUAUUACAACAUCCCGAUUUGGUAGAUCGUCAAAUACCCAUUUUAUUCUAUGCUAAUAAAAAUGAUUGUGAAAAUUCUUUAUCCAGCGUUAAUAUUGCUGCUGCUUUAGAUUUAACCACUGUUAUAGAUAAACCAUGGCAUAUUAGUUCUAGUAGUGCUAAAACUGGAGAUGGUCUGGAUGAAGGUGUACAAUGGUUAAUCCAGCAAAUACGCUUAAAAAAUCAAAAACAUCAUUCCAAAAAAGAUAAAUCUAAGAGAAAAUAGAUUUUUUCUUUUUCAACAAGUAGUUUUAGUAAAAUUUAAAAAGUAUAUCUGUUCCAAUGCUAGUCAGAUUUAGUGAUUUUAGUUUGAAUUAAAAUAAAAUAUAUAUUUCAAGUUUUAGUUAAAGAAGGAUCGUCCAUUUAUUCAGCGGUGUUUGUCUAAUAUAUUGAUUUCAUGGAAGUUUGACCAUGAUUCAUAACUAAAUAUGCCGCUCCAUUUUAACAUAUUAUUUAAUAAUAUUUUAGAUCAAAAUUAAUUCCAAAUUCUAUUUAUUAAUUAUAGAAAUUUUCAU